Molecule: messenger RNA, 2133 nt
Organism: Naegleria gruberi
Lineage: Eukaryota; Heterolobosea; Eutetramitea; Acrasida; Naegleriidae
Product: kinesin-14
Exons: 1
Coding region: 1-2133 (710 amino acids)
Biological process (GO): microtubule-based movement
Molecular function (GO): microtubule binding; microtubule motor activity; ATP binding
Source: RefSeq, a predicted model, not a curated record
AUGUCCACACUCACGCCAAACAACUACUUGAAGCGUAAGCGAAGUGAUGAAAACUCACCAACGGACCAAGAGAAUGUAAAUCCUAACAAGAAGACUAGUAAAAUCCCAGUACUAAAACACUCUAAUAGCUCCUCCUCUCUCAACUCAUCAACACUUUCCACCAACAAAACCACACCAGUUAAACCAACCUUACCAACAAGAACCAAUUCAAUCCGAGCAAAUGCCACUUCUAAGAUUAAUAUGCCAAAGCCUACAUCUACACCUUCCACUAGAGUCUCACACUAUCAAAAAACUACACCAAAUAGUACAAAUCCAAAUGCCAGACAAUUCGGUUCUGUCUCUGGUAGAAUGCUUGCUCCAGGAAGAACAACCCAACAACAACAGCAGCAACAACAACAACUUCAACAACAAUCGAAGGUUGAACUUGAACAAACCAAGUCUCAACUUUCACUUGUUUCCGAAGAAAAUAACCACCUCAAGACUAAAAUCGAUGAACAAACCAAUCAACUCAAAGAUUUGGGUCAGUUAGAAGAAAGAACAAAGUUCCUCUCCACUCAAGCAAACAAAUUCCAAGAAGAAAACUUCCAAUUGAAGUCUACAGUCACAUCCCAAGAAAUUGAAAUUAGUGCCAUGAAAGGUGUUCAAGAAAGAUUACAAUCUGAUAAUAUUGAUUUGAGAGUUAAAGUCAGCUCUUUGGAAAAGGAAGUCUCAAUGGAAAAGAAGCAAGCAGAAAUGGACAAGGCCACCAUUAAAAUUCAAUACGAAAGUGAGCUUAGAAUUCAAAAAGAAACAUUCGAACAGCAAAUUACUGAAAUUACUGAAAUUAAGGAUAAAGAGCUUUCUCUCACUAAAGACAGACUCACUAGGGAAAUUACCAAGUACAAAACUGAUUUGGAAAAGACUCAAUUUGACUUGAGCUUAUCAGUUGAAGAUGCCAACUCCAAAGCAGAAAAGAUUAGAUCUCUUGAAGAAAUUAUCAGACAACAAGCAGAAGAUAUCAAAUCUCUUGAGAGUAAGAGACAUAAGGAUGAAAAUGAAAGAAGAAGAUUACACAAUCUCAUUCAAGAACUUAAAGGUAAUAUCAGAGUUUAUUGUAGAGUCAAGCCUGCCCAAAACUUGAAAUGUAUAGAUUAUCCAGAAAAUGAUGUUGAUGAAAGAUCCAUCAGUGUUCAAGAGGAAUCCAGAACAUCUGCAACUGGUGCUUCAGUUGAUGGCAAGAAGGCCUUUUUCGAAUUUGACAAGGUAUUCAAACCAAACUCAAAGCAAAGUGAAAUUUUCCACGAAAUUUCUCAACUUGUACAAAGUGCACUUGAUGGUUUCAAGGUUUGUAUCUUUGCCUAUGGUCAAACUGGUUCUGGUAAGACUUUUACUAUGGAAGGUCCACCAAGAGAUGUAAUCUCAAAGCUUGAUAUUGAAUCACAAAAAGAAGUUGUUGGUAUGAUUCCAAGAAGUGUUGACCAAAUCUUUGAAUCAGCUGAAAGACUCAAAGAAAGAGGAUGGACUUUCUCAAUCGUUGCUAGCUUUGUAGAAAUUUACAAUGAAACUAUUAGAGAUUUGUUAGACUCCACAACUAAGGACAAUGUAAAACAUGAAAUUAAGCAUACUAAAGAUGGCUCUACAUCAGUAACUGGUAUCAAAUACGUCAACGUUUCUGGUCCACAACACGUUCAAGAUUUGUUAAAGAUUGCUUCCAAGAAUAGAGCUGUUGCAGCAACUCAAUCAAACGAUAGAUCUAGUAGAUCACAUUCUGUCUUUACUUUGCAAAUUACAGGAAGAAAUGAUAUCACUGAUCAAACAACUCAAGGAGCAUUGAAUUUAGUCGAUUUGGCAGGUAGUGAAAGAAUUGGUACCAGUCAACCAGCUAACGGUGAAAGAGUUAAAGAAACCCAAAACAUUAAUCUCAGUUUGACAUGCUUGAGUAAUGUUGUAAAUGCUCUUUUGAAUAAGUCAUCACAUGUUCCAUACAGAGACUCUAAAUUGACCUACCUCCUUCAAAAUUGUUUAGGCAAAGAUGCCAAGACUUUGAUGUUUGUUAAUAUUGACCCAGAUAAUGUAAAUGAAUCUCUUCAAUCACUUCGUUUUGCUGCUAAGGUAAAUUCAUGUGAAGUUAAUGCCUCAAGAAAGGUAAAGUAG